AUGGAGAAAUCGUUUUGGAAGUAUACUGGCAGCCCCAGCGCUUGGCAUUUAACAGUCGCUCUCUACUUUGCUUUUGCAUUUGGUGCUGCGAGGUUUAUCCUUGACAGAUUCAUCUUCCGCUGGCUGGCUAUCUGGUUGUUGAUUGGUAGCGGAGGCACAACUCGGCUGACACUUGAUGGGCGAACAAGGAGAAAAUUAGUGAAAUGUACAGAGUCCUUGUGGAAGCUCACGUACUAUCUUACCAUCGAAUUCUUCACUGUGGCCACUGCCUACCGUGAGCCAUGGUUCAGAGGUGUAAGUGUAACCCAAUAUUUUAUAGGCUGGCCACACCACGAGAUCAAGCUUCCGUUGAAACUUAUCUACAUGUGCCAGUGUGGCUUCCACAUUUAUAGCAUUGCUGCACUGCUUCUGUGGGAAACAAGGAGGAAGGAUUUCCCUGUCAUGAUGGCUCAUCGUGCUGUAACUGUGAUCCUGAUUUCAUCUUCCUAUGUCUCAAGUUUAUUUCAGAUAGGAGCUGUUAUCCUCCUCCUGCAUGAUGCAAGUGAUGUCUUUCUUGAAGCUGCAAAGAUUUUCAAAUACUCCGUAAAUGAGCCUGGAGCUAGACUGUGCUUUGGCUGUUUUGCCUUGUCAUGGUUUAUACUUGGGCUAAUAGUCUUUCCAUUUUGGGUCAUAUGGUCAUCGAGAGGUUUCUAUUUUUCAUGCAAAACUAUGGACCUUUCACAGGCCUACAACAAACUAUUAUACUGUUUCUUCAAUACAAUGCUGUUCACCCUGCUGUUCUUCCACCUUUACUGGUGGAAGCUUAUAUGUUGUAUGGUUGUGAUGCAAAUGCAAAGUCUUGGUAGAGUUGUCGAAGAUAUACGUUCAGAUUCUGAAGAAGAUGACUAA
Molecule: messenger RNA, 888 nt
Organism: Andrographis paniculata
Lineage: Eukaryota; Viridiplantae; Streptophyta; Magnoliopsida; Lamiales; Acanthaceae
Product: ceramide synthase LOH2-like
Exons: 6
Coding region: 1-888 (295 amino acids)
Biological process (GO): ceramide biosynthetic process
Cellular component (GO): endoplasmic reticulum; membrane
Molecular function (GO): sphingosine N-acyltransferase activity
Source: RefSeq, a predicted model, not a curated record